Rhinichthys klamathensis goyatoka is the source of this 5275-nucleotide messenger RNA. It is a transcript of the gene aff3, whose product is annotated as AF4/FMR2 family, member 3. Gene Ontology annotation, biological process: regulation of gene expression. NCBI's taxonomy places the organism in Eukaryota, Metazoa, Chordata, Actinopteri, Cypriniformes, Leuciscidae. The coding region runs from base 198 to 3941 and encodes 1247 amino acids. The record is from RefSeq and is a predicted model, not a curated record. Gene Ontology annotation, cellular component: super elongation complex; nucleus. The transcript is spliced from 18 exons.
UUAAUCGCCGUCAUAGCGCUCUGACGCGAUGUUUAGGUGAGAACGCAGAGAACAACGUCUGUACAUCAGCCUCCGCCCAUCGCGUGCUUCCACACAACCGACCGUGCCUCUGAUGCGUGACCUGUUGACGAUCGUGCGGUGCGCGGUGCUGCGCUUCUGGAGCUGCCAAAAUGGACAAUUAAACAAUCGACCUCAACAUGCCUACCACUUAUGGAAGUAAGGGAAAACUUGCAAGUGUUUGUUUCAUGCUUCAGCACGCAUCCCAGGACAUGACCCAGUCCUGGCCUUACCAGCAGCCCGCAGGGGAAGGGAGCAACCAGCAUUUGCUGUACUCGCACUCAAAGGAGGGAAAACUGCCCAAUUCACGACACAGACAUGUGAGGGAUGGUGUCUCUAUGAGGAUGCCCUCACGUCCACUCGUGGCCCCUCAUAAAUCCAUGCUCGCUGAUGACCUGAAGCUCAGCAGUGACGAAGAUGACAAGGACGAGGGAAGUGAGCAAACAACUUCCUGGGCCGAUAAUGACCGCUUGUCAGGCCAGCAGCAGCACCACGCACAUAUUGGAAGGGUGAGACAUUCUAGCUCAGGGUCUUCAGGAUCAAACCCCUCCAGCGAGUGGGAAAGCAGUAGCCAGCGAUCACGUAGCCCGAGCCCAGGAACGCACGCCCGGUGUGGGACACCGACCCAACAGCGGACCCUAAACUGCAGCAUAGAGACGGAGAGUCCACCAUCCAUACAGUGGCAACUGGACAGGUGGCUUGAGAAAGUUCCUAAAAAGCAUCGGUCAACUGACCACGACCCAGGAGGGGGACAGCGACGGAGUGCAAAAUCUGACAGUGGCCGAGGACCAUCACCUGGAAGAUACUGGGGUAGAGACUCUGAGUCAAAUUAUAGUCCUUGUGAAAGUCCGGUCCCAAGUCCAAAAUUUGACUACAGCCCCAGAAACAGUCCUCGUCCCAGCCCAGAAUACAGUCCAUGCCCCAGUCCAGGAAUUAGCCUUGUGCCAAGCCCACUGCCAAGUGUGUGCCCAAGUCCAGGAGACAGCCUCCGAGGGAGUCGAAGUCCAAGCCCUUUAUUUCCGCAUCCUCCCAGAAGCCCCAGUCCAAAUUUCUCAUCCACCACAGUACUUAUCCAAGGUACAUAUCCUCAGGUACAGUCACCUCAACAGGAAAGUCCCAGGCAUAUUGCACAUCCAACAGUUGCCUCCAAUCCAGCACAUCGUCCCAAAGUCAGGCCAUGGGUGCCUCCGGACCAUAGCUCCAACCAGAGAAAGGAAUUUAGACCCAAAGACUCUCAAUCCAGAGACUCUCAAUCCAGAGACUCUCGAUCCAGAGACUCUCGAUCCAAAGACUCUCGAUCCAAAGACUCUAGACCUGGUCCUCCUCAACAACCCCAUCAUUCCAAACACAGCUUAACAGAAAAGUCACACAAAGAUCUCACACACAAGCCUAAAUCCAAAAACUCUGAAUCCACAAGCAAGCAAAGGUUUAACUCUCCUUCGAACCCAAUUACAAAGCAUUCAUUGAAGAAAAGACCACGCAUUAGCCCAAAACCACAAGCCAGGCUCUCAUCUACAACUGACCAUAGUAUUGAACAUAAUCACAGAAACAAUGAACCUACAGGAGCGUCAAACCAGAGUUCAACCUCCAAAUCGGGCCGCUCAUCUUAUUUCAAUACUUUAAAGAGCUCAGACCGUGGUCCUUCAUCAAAGUCCAGGGACUCGGCCCAAAUCGAACUCAACAAUCAAUCUAGUCACAGCUCUAAGACUAAAUCUUUCCCAGAUACCAAGCAAUCCAGAUCUAAACAGACUACCCAACCGCGUUCCAGCCCAAAGCCCAGGGUCAAACUAGGAGACACCCCGGUGCCCAAAACCGGGCACUCCCAAAAAGAGCCAAAGCCUAGAGAGAGAGAGAGGGAAGUGGACAGCCGAGGUAAGGCCCAGGGAGUGACCCUGGUGCCGACUGGCAAGGAGCAGAGACAAAGAAUACUGGCGGAAGAGCAGGUAAUAAGGCGCCGCUGGGUUCGGAGUUCUGAGGAAGAGGAAGACGAGGAAGAUAGGAGAACUGAGGAAGGGGAAAGAGAAAGGAAACGGAGAAAGAGGAGGGAGCAGGAAGCUGAAUGGGAGGCGGUCCAGCCCAAGCAAAGACCUCACACCAUCAGCCAGCAUCACGCUCAACAGGGAUGCAACGGACUCAACCUUGAGGAGCAGAGGAGGAAGAAGAGAAGGUGGAGCAACGAGGACAUUUCCUCACAUCCUCAUGUGAUAGACUCUAGCCCUUCUCCUCCACUCUCUCCACCUUCGCCUACUCCUGUCGUCAAGCCCACUCGUCCAUCAUCUUCCUCGUCCUCAUCCUCCUUACCGUCCUCAUCGUCUUCCUCUGAAUCAGACUCUGAGUCCAGUCCACCCCGGAACGUUACCAAAGUCCCUGCAGAUUCAACAUCAACUCAAAAAACAAUUUCAAAGCGGAGGCAUGACAAACAGGGUUCAGGCACUGGUGCUCACCCCCACGGCUCGAGCUUAAGCACCCCUGAGACAGAUACACAAGUCCGGGGCAGGCACAAACUCUACACACUGGUUCCUUUCGGACGAUCUGAGAAGUCUCCCACCGUCCCACAUCGAGGCCUGAAAAAACUUGUUGUGAGGAUAGACCUCUCGCUUCUGGGUAGAGUCCCUAGUGCAGAUGAGAUUACUGAGAGACAGUCCUCAUCUUUAUCUUUGUCAUCGGGAAAGGCAAAAGAAAAGACAUCAAUGAAGCAGCUGCACCACUCUGACCAACUGCCUGGAGAUGGCAGAAGCAAAAGAAAAGCUGAGAAUGGAGAUGCUCAAAGAGAAAAUAAGAGAAAUCACUCUCGUGCAGAUAGACUUCCAACGUCAGUCCAUAAUGAGACUGAGGAAACCUGCGCUGACAACAAACAAAACGGAUGUCAGGACGAUUACUUUUACUCCAAGAGGCCAGUGUCCCCAUUGUCUCCUCCAUCUGACAUAUUAGAGCUCUCAAAGUCCUCUGUGAAAGCUCAGCAUGCAGAGAAGUACCACACACCUCCAGAAAAAAACGAUUCAACAGCACAGAAAACACAGGUCCAGAAGACGCAGCCCAAGGUAGAGGUGGAGUGCGUAGGGGUGUCAGGACACCUACAGCCUCUCUCUGGAUCUCGGGUUCCUCCCCCAAACCUUCCUCUUCACUACAGAGGAACCGUACCUAUCAGUGAUGUCUCUCAUCAUGCUGAGUACUACAUGCAUGAGGCCAAGAGGUUGAAACAUCGAGCAGACGGAAUGGUGGAUAAGUUAGGAAAAGCUGUGAAUUAUGUGGAUGCUGCUUUGUCCUUCAUGGAGUGUGGUAAAGCCAUGGAAGAGGGACCACUGGAGUCCAAGUCUCCCUACACCAUGUAUGCUGAAACUGUGGAGCUCAUAAGAUACGCUAUGAGACUUAAGAGUCAUGCAGGCCCUGGAGCCAGCCAAGAAGACAAACAGCUGGCUGUACUGUGUUUCCGCUGUCUUGCUCUUCUUUAUUGGCAAAUGUUCAGACUUAAAAAGGACCACGCUCUGAAAUACUCUAAAGUCCUGCUGGACUACUUCAAGAGUUCUCCAAAAGGACCUCACAAACCCCUUUGGAACGAUGCUGGAAAGGGAACUGUACCUCCUGCCUCUAUUUGUUCUGUCAAUAUAAUGGGAUCUCACACAGGCAGCUCACCCAGCAGUGUCAUCAGCAUUCCCCAUCGUAUCCACCAGAUGGCAGCAAAUCACCUCAACAUCACCAACAGUGUCCUGUACAGUUAUGAGUACUGGGAGGUGGCUGACACCCUGGCCAAGGAAAAUAAGGAAUUUUUCAACUAUCUGAACACACUGACUGGACCCUUGACUCUGCAUAGCAGUAUGGCUCAUAUCGUCCAAUACACCAGGCAAGGACUGCAGUGGAUCCGGAUCACUGCUAAUCUAUCAUAAUGUCAUGUACAGACAUUCUCAAACUCCACAAAUCACAUGUGGAAACAAUGUUAUGAAGCCAAAUUAGCAAACGAUUUUACAGUUCCUGCACUCUGUGACCAAGGUUUUUCUUUUAUUUUGGGCCAGGACUAUUGUUAGGCCCAGACCAAAAAUUGUCUGCCAUAGGUUAAUGAUAAGUCAUGUGGCAUCAUGUUAUCAAAUGUGACCCUGGACCACAAAACCAGUCAACAGGGGCAAUUUCUUAAAAUUGAGAUGUAUACAUCAUCUGAAAUCUGAAUAAAUAAGUUUUCCAUUGAUGUAUGGCUUGUUAGGAUAAGACAAUAUUUGGCAGAGAUACAGCUUUUUGAAAAUCUGGAAUCUGAGGGUGCAAAAAAAUGUGAAAAUUGAGAAAAUCGCCUUUAAUUAAACUUGUCCAUUUAUAUCUUCGAUUUUGCUGCAUUCACUCACAAAAAUAAUUUUUAUAUAUAUUUUCGGUAGUAAAUUUACAAAAUAUAUUCAUGGAAUAUAAUCUUUACUUAAUAUCCUAAUGACUUUUGACAUAAAAGAAAAAUUGAUAAUUUUGACCCAUACAAUGUAUUGUUAGCUUUUGCCACAAAUACCCGUGCUACUUGUGGCUGGUUUUGUGGUCCAGGGUCACAUAUGGUAUUUAGAAGCAAACAUGCCUAUGUUACUUCAUUCUACUGAGCAUUAAAUGUCAUAAUAUCCAAGGAUACAGUGUCAUGUCAUGUAAUCAUGUUUUCUUUUAUGCAAUUAAGACUUGCAGGUCCAAUUGAAAUAGCCUUGGUCAUUCAAUUCUUAGCACUUCUUUAAAAAUGCUAACCUUAUUGAAAGUUUUGAGAAGGAACCAUUGUCGGCAAUUUUUAUCAAAUGCUGCUUUUCCAAAAUGUGCCACAUUUUUAUAUCAGAAAUAAUUCAAAAUCUUUUUUAUUUUCUGUAUGUAAUUAUGACGAAAACUCUUUACUGGAUUACAAUUAUUUUUUGGGUGUUGCAUCCAUCCAACGUUCAUUAAAACCUGUUUGUUUGUUUUUUUAUUUUUACAUGAGCCUUCCAUAACUUCUUAUGUCAAAGUCAGUGCAUGCACAAAGUCUUUAAGAUCUGCGGAUGUGAUUCUUUUUUUCUUCUUCUUUUUUUAUGAAGUUCUUUGUGCAAUAAGUCAGAAUUUUUUACAUGUGUCAUGUAAACUUUUGGUGCUGUUUUUCAAUAGCCAGCAUAAAGUCAUGUCGGUCUAUGCAAGACUAUUUAUGGCAAUGUGAAAUUCUUGUAAAGUUUAAACUGUAAGAAUGAAAAACAUAAUCAGGACUUUUGUAAUUAAAGUGUUUUUACUGUAGAGUGUA